This is a messenger RNA of Eremothecium sinecaudum, 1710 nucleotides long. RefSeq names its product GTPase-activating protein GYP1 (gene GYP1). The transcript has a single exon. Gene Ontology annotation, molecular function: GTPase activator activity. NCBI's taxonomy places the organism in Eukaryota, Fungi, Ascomycota, Saccharomycetes, Saccharomycetales, Saccharomycetaceae. Gene Ontology annotation, cellular component: Golgi apparatus. Bases 1 to 1710 code for a protein of 569 amino acids. Gene Ontology annotation, biological process: activation of GTPase activity. The record is from RefSeq and is a predicted model, not a curated record.
AUGGUAAUCAGGACAACUCCCCAAAAUGGGUCAAAGGAAAUGUACCAAAAAUCGAACUCUUCAUCGUCAUCAAUAGUUGGGUCAUUCAUAAAGUCUUGGAAGGCUCCGUCAUCUUCAAGGUCUAAUAAUGCUUCUAAUAGUUAUGUGGAUAUACCUUUCGAAUCUGAUCGAAAUACACCUAUUUGGAGGUCUUCUUGCACAAUUCCAAGGUCACUAUCCAGUCACAGUGUAAAUCGCCAUAAUAAUAGUAGCCCAUUGCGAAGUAAUACAACAGGGGGUUCUGAUAUUGGGUCAGCUAAGAAGGAAAAGUAUUUUACCGAUCUAGAUGAGGACUGGAGCGCAGUCAUUGAUGAUUAUAAGAUGCCCAUACCGACAAUAAAUAAUGGAGGGAUAGAAACCAUUAUUCGACCACUGCUGACGAAACAGCCGACAACUGAGAGGGUUAAUCGUAGUUCUAAUGGUUUAAAUCAUGGUGUUUAUCCGAAACUGCCCCAGGUUGGUCAGUCUAAUACCACUAUAAGCGCUGAAUUACGGUCGCAACUUGAAUUGGAGCGAGAACGGGAUAUACAAGAACUAAACGCUGUGAUGCAGCGUAUGACAAAAUUUAACGCAAUUCUGAAGCCAAAAAGCUCAUUGAAUGUAAUUAAGCUAAACGAUUUACGCAAGCUCAGCUGGAAUGGGGUUCCAAUGGAUCAUAGACCGCAGGUUUGGAAGCUAUUGCUCGGCUACGUCCCUGCAAAUUUAAAAAUUCAACAGAGCACACUACAUAGGAAACGACAAGAGUAUCGCGAUGGUAUCGAUCGUGUAUUUUCCGACUUGCAUUUGCGAGAUGAACCUACUUGGCACCAGAUUGAGAUAGAUAUCCCCAGAACAAACCCUCACAUUCCCCUCUAUCAGUUCAAAACAGUGCAAACCAGUUUACAACGGAUACUGUAUUUAUGGGCUAUUAGACACCCCGCUAGCGGGUACGUGCAAGGUAUCAACGACCUAGUGACGCCUUUUUAUCAGGUUUUUUUAACAGAGUAUCUUUCUACAUCGCAAAAGGAUAAGGUUGAUACACUUGAUCCAGGUUCUUACCUCACCGCAGAGCAGAUGGAAAACGUUGAAGCCGAUGCAUUUUGGUGUCUAACAAAGCUCGUUGAACAGAUAACAGACUAUUAUAUCCAUGGUCAGCCUGGUAUCCUAAAUCAAGUCAAGCAUUUAGGUCAAUUAGUAAAGAGAAUAGACGCUGACCUCUACAGGCAUUUUCACGAAGAAGGCGUCGAAUUUAUUCAGUUUGCUGUUAGAUGGAUGAAUUGUAUGUUAAUGCGUGAGUUCCAAAUGAAUACAGUCAUCAGAAUGUGGGACACAUAUCUAUCUGAGACUUCCCUGGAGUCUUCUACCGACUCUCCAAUACACCAGGCAUCCCAAACCUUUACAUCCCCACCUUCAUCCAUGUCAUCAACUGUGACUUCCGCAACAACGACCGGUGGUAGUGGUGCGAACGAUGCUGAGCGUCAGCCUUCCUUAAGUGAGUUCCACGUUUUCGUAUGUGCUGCAUUCCUGAUUAAAUGGAGCGACCAGCUUAUGAACAUGGAUUUCCAAGGUAUAAUUACCUUCCUACAGAAUCCUCCUACUAAGAAUUGGAGAGAGUCUGAUAUAGAAAUGCUAUUAAGUGAAGCUUAUAUUUGGCAGUCACUAUAUAAAGAUGCAAUAUCUCACUGGCGGUAG